UUGUAGAUGGAUUGGCAAGGAAAAAAGUUAGUGGAGCAGAUAUUGCUGUUGGUGUUUGCAGUGAUUUCGUUUGUUGUAGGUUAUUGGUUGGGAUCGGUUCAGAUGAUGAUGAUCGUUUAUGCUGUUGGUGUUGUUCUCACAGCAUUGAUUACGGUUCCAAAUUGGCCUUUCUUCAACCAUCACCCACUCAAUUGGUUCAGUGAAGGUGAGAAGCAUCCAAAGGCACAGGUAGCUGUGCGUUUGAAAAAGAAAGGCACUAAGAAGUAA
Molecule: messenger RNA, 267 nt
Organism: Hibiscus syriacus
Lineage: Eukaryota; Viridiplantae; Streptophyta; Magnoliopsida; Malvales; Malvaceae
Product: probable signal peptidase complex subunit 1
Exons: 2
Coding region: 7-267 (86 amino acids)
Biological process (GO): protein targeting to ER
Cellular component (GO): endoplasmic reticulum membrane; signal peptidase complex
Source: RefSeq, a predicted model, not a curated record